AUGGUGACUCGAUCAGAGGUGCGGCAGCAUGCAUCAACUGCGAGCUGCUGGGUCAUCAUUGACAACGUUGCCUGGGAUGUUACUGAUCUGAUCCAAUGGCAUCCUGGUGGUUCCGAUGCCAUUCUGAGAUACGCCGGGAAAGAUGUCACAAAGACGUUCCACGCAUUACAUGCUGCCGAUACCCUCGAAAAGCAUAUGAAACCAAAGUAA
This is a messenger RNA of Exophiala aquamarina CBS 119918, 210 nucleotides long. Its product is annotated as L-lactate dehydrogenase (cytochrome). Gene Ontology annotation, molecular function: heme binding. The transcript has 2 exons. Gene Ontology annotation, cellular component: membrane; intracellular membrane-bounded organelle. Lineage: Eukaryota; Fungi; Ascomycota; Eurotiomycetes; Chaetothyriales; Herpotrichiellaceae. The record is from RefSeq and is a predicted model, not a curated record. The coding region runs from base 1 to 210 and encodes 69 amino acids.